AUGCCCACAACAGAUUCCGUCGACGUGAGCGAAACAGCAACCGCAAACACGACAGAGGGAGGCUCUCGCAGCAGGAACGUCACUAUCAAAAGGAAAAGAUUGUCCCAACCCGACGUCCGCAAAUCCCCAUCUAAAAUCACCAAGAAGAAACACACAAAGAAGGCUCCUCCCCGCGGCGCAGUGCGUGACUUCCCAUGCCGCCCCUGCGUCACCCGCGCCACCAAAUCGCCAGGCCAUGAAUGUGCCUCUCAGGACAAUACUGGUGCUGUAUGCUGGGACUGCGCAAAGAACGGCCACACAUGCAAGCCGGUCCCCCCUGGAGCUCGUGCUGCUGUACGAGCUUUUUGGGACCUGAACCGACGGCGCAGCGGCGCAGAUGACGAUCCGGAUGGCGCCUGGCGCGCAGCUGCACAGCGCGCAGCACAACAGUUACGAGCCUGGGGUAAUGGUGCGGCCUCUCCCGCCACUCCAGCCCAAGUUCCUGCGUUGGCUUCGUUUGGCGAGGUAGCAGAGAAAGGCCUCGAAGGGAGAAAGGUUAUAGCGCUGGAGACCAUCGCUGAGGCCAUUGCUGAGGCUGUGAAGCUGUGGAUUCUCACUCAGCGGGACGAAGAGGAGAUAGAGGAAGAGGAAGAUGAAGACGAAGGGAAUGAGGAUAAUUAA
Messenger RNA from Pochonia chlamydosporia 170, 660 nucleotides. RefSeq lists its product as hypothetical. Bases 1 to 660 code for a protein of 219 amino acids. The transcript has 5 exons. The record is from RefSeq and is a predicted model, not a curated record. Lineage: Eukaryota; Fungi; Ascomycota; Sordariomycetes; Hypocreales; Clavicipitaceae.